Molecule: messenger RNA, 2263 nt
Organism: Polistes canadensis
Lineage: Eukaryota; Metazoa; Arthropoda; Insecta; Hymenoptera; Vespidae
Gene: Usp1
Product: ubiquitin carboxyl-terminal hydrolase 1
Exons: 7
Coding region: 232-2139 (635 amino acids)
Biological process (GO): protein deubiquitination
Cellular component (GO): cytosol; nucleus
Molecular function (GO): cysteine-type deubiquitinase activity; cysteine-type endopeptidase activity
Source: RefSeq, a predicted model, not a curated record
ACAUAUGCAUAGUGAAUGAUACAUUAAUGGUUAUACUGUAAAAAAUGAAAAAAAAAAAAAAAAAAAAAAAACAAAAUGCUCUUGAUGAGACAUCGGUAGCAAUGUAGCUCAUACUAUCGAAAAGAGAAAUAAUUCAAGAAUUCAUUGUAACGAUUUAUAUUUCGAUUAACUAAGAUUAAUAAUAUACCCGUUGUUCCAUGACUUCCCUACUCAAUAAUACGUUAGCAAAAGAUGACAGUAUUAGAAACAGAAGAAGAUUCAGAUAAACGGUCUGUGCCACCGAGAAAAAAAUUUUGCUUAUCUCUCUCCAAUCGAGAACGUACAUUUUCUAAUAACAUUUCGCAGCCCCCUCAUACUUCUUCCAGAGGGGGCCUCUUCGAUAGAUCUGACUUCUUUUAUAGUACAGGCAAAAUGAUGAAUGGUUAUCGCAAUCAAUUGAGCAAUCAGGAUGGAAGUUAUGAUAUAUCAGGAUUAGGAACGGAAGGAUUAAAAAUAGCUACUUUAUGUAAUUUAGGAAAUACGUGCUUCUUGAACAGCGUUAUAUAUACCUUAAGAUUUGCACCAUCGUUCUUACAUAAUUUACAUCAUCUUGCUACUGAUCUAUCUAAUUUAAAUGACAAACAACUACAAACUAAAAUCAAAUCUUCGUCUUUGGGUAGAACCGGUGUAUCAUUAACGGCAAGUGGUAGUCGUAGUUGGAGCAGCAAAGAUUUAUUGGCCCUAGCUGGUCCAACCGGCGAAUUAAAUAAACCUCGAAUACAAAUAGCUACUGAAAAAUUACAUAGUUUGUUUAUGGCACUACGAGCAUCAGAGGCAAGGGAAAAUUGUGAACCAUACCAACCAGAUGCAUUUUUACAAGCACUUAGGGAAGUAAAUCCCAUAUUCGAAGGAAAUCAACAACAGGAUGCUCACGAACUUUUAGUUUGCUUACUCGAUAAUAUCAGAGAAACUUUUCAACUUUUAGUUAGACACAGAGAAAGUCAAUUUGGUCAAAACAACGCAAGUUUCUCAGAAAUUUCUGCUGAACAGCAAACAGACAUUCAAUCAGAAGAUAGCAAUUCAAGCAAACGCAGUGUAAGAAAAUCACGAAAGAAGAAGAAGAUUACAUCUCGAGGAAGUUCUAUUUGUUUAAUUCCAUCUAAUACAAAUGGCGUUUCUUCAUCUAGGCCAUAUGAAAAUGGUCAUGUUGAAUUUUCCGAAAGUAAUGGAGAUAUAGGAAAUCAUAGACCAGAAAGUAAGAAGUGUUUUAUCUCCGAAGACUUCGAAGGUAUCAGUUUGUUAAGAACAACAUGUUUAGAAUGCGAACAUGUUACUGAACGAAAGGAAACAUUCUGUGACAUAUGUGUCCCCAUUGAUGUUAAUAGAUCAAAUGAAAAAGAUGAUGAAGGACGAACCGUAGACAGUAGCGAGGUGUAUAGGCGUGCUGUAGUAACUAGUGAAUUUUUGGUUGGUAGGGAUAAAUAUUGGUGUGCACGUUGUUUGAGAUAUAAUGAAGCACGACGAGCAGUUUGUUUCCCUUGUUUACCUCGACUUUUGAUCUUGCAAUUGAAAAGAUUUUCCACCAAGGCUGGAUCCAUGGAGAAAAUUAAUAAUCAUAUGCCUACACCGUUAACGUUACAAUGCUUUUGCGAAGAGUGCUAUAACAAGCAUGUCCAUGGAAAUGUUUCAGCGAAGGAUCAAAUGCACGAGUAUAAAUUAUAUUCAGUUAUCAUGCACCAAGGUGCAACUAUGACAGCUGGUCAUUAUGUUGCUUAUACCCGCUUACCCGAUGAGUCUGCAUUAGCGGAAUACUUUAAUUGUGACAGGGAUAGUAAACGUCAAACAACUGGUCAAAGUAGUAGUAGCACAAAUACAAAUUCCUCUUCCUCCGAUAAAACGUCGGGUAUUUUUAAAUACUUCAAGAAACCAAGUGUUAGUGAGAACAAGGAACAAUUAGUCAAAGUUGGAUGUCGCAGCAUGGAUUGUUGCGGUUUUAGAAAUUCUAAGUAUACUAAAUUAUCUGAACAAGGGGUUUGGCUAGAGUGCGAUGAUGAAGCUGUACAUGUAAUUCCGCUGAGACAAUUAGAAGAUAAAUUGGCACCAAAUCCACGAAAUUCUGCGACCCCUUAUCUUUUAUUCUAUGUGAGAUCCCCAAGGUAAACCUUAUUCUUUUAAAUAAUGUCGGAUGUCUAUAUUUAAAAUUAAAAGUCUCGAAGAUAAUCGUGCAAAAGGCCUCACUCUUUUCCUCGCCAAUAUAAAAAAAUAUAUAUAUGAAAAAAAAAAA